Molecule: messenger RNA, 813 nt
Organism: Schizophyllum commune H4-8
Lineage: Eukaryota; Fungi; Basidiomycota; Agaricomycetes; Agaricales; Schizophyllaceae
Product: Ribulose-phosphate 3-epimerase
Exons: 7
Coding region: 6-698 (230 amino acids)
Biological process (GO): pentose-phosphate shunt, non-oxidative branch; carbohydrate metabolic process; pentose-phosphate shunt
Cellular component (GO): cytosol
Molecular function (GO): D-ribulose-phosphate 3-epimerase activity; metal ion binding
Source: RefSeq, a predicted model, not a curated record
CCUCGAUGCCGCGCGCGAUUAUCUCCCCCUCCGUCCUCGCCUCCGACUUUGGCCAGCUCACCGCUGAGUGCCAGCGGAUGAUCAAGGGCGGCGCAGAAUGGCUGCAUAUGGAUGUGAUGGACGGUCAUUUCGUGCCCAACAUCACCAUGGGCGCGCCAAUUCUUGCUUGCGUCAAGAAGGGCAUUCCUGACAUCUUCAUGGACUGCCACAUGAUGGUCUCAAACCCCGAGAAGUGGGUUGACGAUAUCGCCGACGCAGGAGGCGCGCUUUACUGCUUCCACCUUGAGGCUGCGCCUGAGCCACUACCAAUCAUCGAGCACAUCCACAAGCGUGGCAUGAAGGCUGGCCUUGCCAUCUCUCCCGAUACCCCCGCCUCAGCGAUCACAGACGAGAUGGCGAACGCGGCAGAUAUGCUGCUCGUCAUGACCGUAUACCCAGGUCGCGGUGGCCAGAGCUUCAUCGAGCGCUGCGUGCCCAAGGUCGAAGAGCUCCGAAAGCGGUAUCCCAACAAAGAUAUCGAGGUCGAUGGCGGUGUCGGGCCCAAGACGAUCGAUAAGUGCGCUCAUGCAGGAAGCAACGUCAUCGUUGCUGGUACCGCCAUUUUUGGCGCGCCUGACCCGGAGGGCGUUAUUACCGUGCUCAAGGCCACCGUCAACGCUGCACAGGCCAAGAUUGAGGCCGCUCGUGCUGCCCAAUAAGUGGGACAUGCCACCGAGUUGCGCAUAAAUUAAUCGUAGGGUGCAAGAAAUGUAGCGUAGAAGAUGUAGCAAUACCAAUGUCACAGCGAGCUCCAAAUAGGAGCGAAGUAUCAGC